AUUCGUGUUACUCAGGACUUGCUGCAAGAGUUAGUUUUGUUAAAAGAAAUUGAAUAAAUAACGUAUAUUUUAUCUUAUCAUUGCAGCCAGCAGUGAGUUCAAAGGACAGCUACCGGUGAUAACGAUUUCCUUUCAGUGUUGCUAAAAAUUACACUAGGUCUACGAUAUUUGAAUAUGACGUUCCUAAUAAUAUACUAUAUGUUAUUUUGUUUGAUGUUUUUUGAAGAUAUUAGUGCCGAUGAGUACCCGAAGUUCAUAUACCCUGAUGUGUUUAACGACUCAAAAAGAGACGCGUUCCAUUAUGGCACCUUCCCAGAAGAUUUCAUAUGGAGUACUGCUACGGCAUCGUAUCAAAUCGAAGGGGCGUGGAACGAGGACGGGAAAGGACCAAGCAUAUGGGAUACAUAUUCCCAUGAGCCUGGAAACAUCGAUAAUGGAUACACAGGCGACGUGGCAUGUGAUAGCUACCACAAAUACCAGGACGACAUCGACAGUAUGAAAGCUCUUGGCCUGAAGUAUUACCGCUUCUCAUUGUCAUGGCCGAGGAUUCUACCAAACGGGACCAUCGAUCAUAUUAAUCAACCUGGAAUAGAUUAUUAUAAUAAUUUGAUAAACGCACUAAGAGAUGCUGGGAUAAGUCCAAUGGUGACGCUGUACCAUUGGGACCUCCCACAGGCUCUUCAGGAUCAAGGUGGUUGGAAGAAUGACGAAAUAAUCGGACAUUAUAAGGAUUAUGCUAGACUUUGUUUUGAAGAAUUUGGUGACCGUGUUGGGUUCUGGAUAACCUUCAACGAACCAUGGGUGACAACGAUCUUAGGGCACGAAUUUGCUUCGAUGGCACCAGGAAUCAGAGAACCAGGAACCACACCAUACAUCGUUGCUCACAACAUUCUAAGAUCUCACGCCGAAGCGUAUCAUGUUUAUGAUUACUCAUUUAGAUCGAAACAGAAGGGGAAAAUCGGCAUUACCUUGAAUUCUGAUUACUAUCAGGCUGCGGAUAUGAAUGAUCCAGACACAAUAGAAGCUGCAGAAAGAGCUCAGCAGUUUGUGAUGGGAUGGUUUGGACAUCCAGUCUACAAGAACGGCGAUUAUCCAGAGGUCAUGAAGGAAACCAUCGCUAGGAAAAGUACACAGGAAGGACUCAGUGAAUCACGCCUUCCAGAAUUUACAGAGAACGAAAAGUCGUUUUUGGCAAAGACUGCAGACUUCUUUGGACUUAACUGUUAUACUACCAGUUAUGCAAGAUCUAUCAGGAACCCUGCAGGUCCACUUAUCCCACCAUCAUGGUCCACUGAUCAGGACGUUUUCAGUUGGAAAAGUCAGAAUUGGCCGACAUCUGGAUCCGACUGGCUCCGCCCAGUGCCAUGGGGUGUUCGACGACUUCUUAACUGGAUAAAAAAUGAAUAUGAUGAUCCUGUAAUCUACAUCACUGAAAAUGGCAUCUCAACUAUCGACACAGCCAACCUGCAUGACCAAAUACGAAUUGACUAUUACAGUGCUUAUUUAAGUGAAGUCUUAAAAGCUAUUGAUAUUGAUGAAGUGAAUGUAAAGGGCUAUACAGCUUGGUCUCUGAUGGAUAACUUUGAAUGGUCUCGUGGCUACACAGAGAGAUUUGGUCUUCAUUACAUUGACUUUGAUAGCACCGAGAAGACUCGGAUUCCCAAAGACUCGGCAGCUUUCUACGCUCAAGUAAUUGCAGACAAUGGGUUUCCAGCAUCUAGUGUGCAGUCUGGAUUUAAUGCCGGAUUUAGAACCAUACUUUUAGCCAUUUGCAUAGUUUUUGCAAUUAUAUAAUUUUUCGUAACAUAAAAAAUGAUACGAUUGUAUGCAACAUUCAAGAGCGGUGCUGUUUAAUGUUGUUUUGUCUGCUACAGGCAUCUACAUUUAAGAUGAUUCCACCAUUUACAUUGAAUUUUUAUGAAAUGGAAAUAAAUGUUCUUUAAUUAAAUUACUAUAUAGUGCUAAAAUGAUACCAUAUACUGCAUUGUACAUAAACUAUUAGGAGUUGGAGUGAAGCUGUAUAGAUUGGGGGUUAUUGUGCUUGUUUUCUAAUCCCUAUGAUUCUUAUGAGACUUAGUAUUUUUAGAGCACUACACAUGUGCUUGUUGUCUCUGCACGGGAUUGCUAUACAAAACUGUGAUUAAUAUCAGUAUUGGCAGUCCUUAGCUAAUAUGCCUAAAUAAAUAAAAUACAUAAAAACUAAACAUUCACUGAUUGUUGCUACUAUUUUAGUACAGUACUCAUAUUACUUGCACAAUAAUAAAUGAGAACACGAUUGCUUUGUUGUUGAAUAUAAAUAUAUUCCAAGAGUUUAAUUUUUCUAUUUAAUAAAACCUACAAUUUUUCAGUUUAAUGCAGUAAAAAAAACGCAAAUAUAUUUAUAAUGAAAAAGUAUGUAUGAAAAAGGACUUGUGUUCAGUUUUAGUAUAAAGAACAUACCUUUUAAUCAUAUUUCGUGUGUAUAACACUCUGAAACGUUUGCGUAAUAUGUUAAUAUACAAUUAAUUUUAUUAUUAACAUACUUAAUAUUACUUGGUACCAUUACAUUUUCCUAUACCAUUCUGGAUUUAGAACUAUUAAUGAGGAACCAAAUAAACAAUUUAUCUGAAUAAAUCUCAUCUUAAAAUUCUAGCACCAUCAAAUGAUUUUUAUUCUUGUGAAUGUAUACUGUAAAUUUUGUUAUGGUAUAGCAAUAAAUAUUACAAACAAUGAAA
Messenger RNA from Anneissia japonica, 2714 nucleotides. RefSeq names its product lactase-phlorizin hydrolase-like. The record is from RefSeq and is a predicted model, not a curated record. The coding region runs from base 175 to 1794 and encodes 539 amino acids. Gene Ontology annotation, biological process: carbohydrate metabolic process. NCBI's taxonomy places the organism in Eukaryota, Metazoa, Echinodermata, Crinoidea, Comatulida, Comatulidae. The transcript is spliced from 2 exons. Gene Ontology annotation, molecular function: beta-glucosidase activity.